Microplitis demolitor is the source of this 1412-nucleotide messenger RNA. RefSeq names its product cyclin-dependent kinase-like 4. Gene Ontology annotation, cellular component: nucleus. The record is from RefSeq and is a predicted model, not a curated record. NCBI's taxonomy places the organism in Eukaryota, Metazoa, Arthropoda, Insecta, Hymenoptera, Braconidae. Gene Ontology annotation, biological process: protein phosphorylation. The transcript is spliced from 6 exons. The coding region runs from base 145 to 1320 and encodes 391 amino acids. Gene Ontology annotation, molecular function: ATP binding; cyclin-dependent protein serine/threonine kinase activity.
UGCAACAACAAAUCUUCAUUAAUAAUGUUAAUAGUGUGUCGUUUGCUAAUAUCGUUGUCAAUAAUCGCGCAAAUAAAAAUUAGCGGCAUGUAGUUUACUUGAGUUUGAAUAAAUCUAUACUACGGACACCAGUGAAGCCUUCGCAUGGACAAAUGGCUCCAAGACAGAAAGCUCUGGCUCUUUGGCAACACUUUGCCGUUGCUGCCACGAAGGUCUCGGGCACCGAGUAAAACCAUGGAGAGAUAUGAGAGGCUGGGAAGACUAGGUGAGGGAAGCUAUGGAGUUGUGUUCCAGUGCAGAGACAGGCAGACAGGAAGACUAGUCGCUGUCAAGAAGUUUCAACAGACUGAAGAUGAUCCUCUUAUAAGAAAAAUCGCUCUCCGAGAAAUACGGCUACUAAAGAAUCUCAAGCAUCCAAAUUUAGUUAAUUUAUUGGAAGUAUUUAGAAGAAAAAGAAAACUUCAUUUGGUAUUUGAAUACUGUGAGCACACGUUGCUGAAUGAGAUGGAAAAAUAUCCGCGUGGAUGUCCAGAGCUCAUGACACGGCAGCUUACCUGGCAGAUACUUCAGGGUGUUGCUUAUUGUCACAGACUUGGUUGCGUUCACAGAGACGUCAAACCAGAAAAUAUUCUUAUCACAGCUGAUGGUGUCGUAAAACUCUGUGACUUUGGUUUCGCGAGAAUGCUCAGUCCCGGAGAAAACUAUACCGAGUACGUAGCAACCAGGUGGUAUCGAGCACCAGAGCUCUUGGUCGGUGAUACUCAGUAUGGAACUCCAGUCGACGUUUGGGCAAUCGGUUGUGUGUUUGCUGAAUUAAUUCGCGGAGAAGCUCUUUGGCCAGGAAAAUCUGACGUUGAUCAGCUCUACCUGAUUAGAAGGACUCUAGGCGAUCUGUUGCCGCGACACAUGACAAUUUUUCAGCAGAAUGAAUUUUUUGCUGGUGUUACUUUACCUACUCCACAGUCCGUGAUGCCUCUGGAGGCUGUUCUCCCAAUGAGUCCCAGUACACCUGUACAAAUUGACUUUUUAAAAAAAUGCUUAGAAAAAGAUCCAGACCACAGGUGGACUUGUGAUCAAUUAUUACAGCAUGUAUAUUUCGAAAACUUCCACUUUAAAAUGCCCAAUGGCGAAGCUGAAGAAUAUGAAAAGAAUCGGAAGUACAGAGAUCGAUCACGAAAUUCCAAUUACAAUCAAAUGGUGUUGCCCCAACUUACUUCCAAAGGUGGUGGAGUGCUUCAUCAGGAAACCCGCCCAAAAAGUUCUUCUGUCCAGCAACACCAAGACUUUGAUCAUUUACCAACGAUACGUGGAUGUAAUUAGUCUUACUUAUAAAAUAAAUUAUUUAUUGUAAUAUACUGUCCAUUUAAACUGUAAAAAAAUAACUGUACAAUGACCUUUCUUCUUAACGUACU